GGCCAGCUGCGAUUGCGUCUAUCAUGACGCCACUGAGGAGGAGCGAUGUUCUAGCGGGACCCGCAGCUCCGGUGGGCAAUCCGCCGUCCCUCCAGUGGCCGAUUCCGUUUGGUACUAUAAAUUCCCUUGGAUUUAUUUCAGGUUUUUUUUAAUUUCAUUGAAGUUGCGUCCAGCGAGGCCACUGAACGACCAGUCUCCUUUAAGUUCAUGUAUGCAAAGACCAUGGAAGCGCCCCUCUUGGAGAAGAAGAAGAAGAGUGGGAGCAGAGCUCAGUGGCUGUGGUUGUUCAUCGCGGCGAUAACGGUAGUUGCAAUUUUAGGCCUUGGAGGAAACACAAUUUAUUGGGCACUUAGAGGCGACAGCAAGUAUCAUGAGAGAACAGAACUCAAAGAUGCUGAAAUUGUUGAGUCAGAGAGAGGCGUUGUAGCUGCCGAUGAUGGGCGUUGUUCUGAAAUUGGUGCAUCAAUGCUUCGAGCAGGUGGCCAUGCCAUUGAUGCUGCAGUGGCAACUGCAUUGUGUGUGGGUGUCGUCAAUCCCGUUUCCAGUGGGAUAGGAGGUGGAUCUUUCAUGAUUGUUUGGUCUGCAUCAACGUCACAAGCCCAAGCUUUCGACAUGAGGGAAACUGCUCCCUUAUCUGCCUCAGAGAACAUGUAUGAGAAUAAUCCCGAAGCAAAGUUUUUUGGUCCACUGUCGAUAGGAAUUCCUGGUGAGUUAGCUGGCCUUUAUGAGGCAUGGUUGAAACAUGGGCGGUUGGCUUGGAGGACCUUAUUUCAACCAGCCAUAAAACUUGCCAAAGGGGGGUUUGUGGUUGCUCCAUAUCUUCGACUGCGCAUGAGUGGGAACAAGGAAAAGAUCAUGUCUGACCCUGGCUUACGAGCUGUGUAUGCCCCGAAUGGGAAGUUGUUGCAAGCUGGAGAUAUGUGCUACAAUGUGGAACUUGGCCGCACCUUGGAGGCAGUAUCAGAACAAGGACCUCAAGCCUUUUAUAAUGGAACUAUUGGUGAGAAGUUGGUGAGAGAUGUAAGAGAUGCUGGAGGGAUUUUGACAAUGGAGGAUUUGAGGAAUUAUAGGGUGGAAGUAAUGGAUGCAAUGCCUGUGAAUUUGAUGGGACACACUGUGCUAGGAAUGCCGCCCCCUUCAAGUGGAACUCUUGGGCUUUCUCUGGUAAUGAAUAUCUUGGACAGCUACGGAAGUCCCAGUGCUGCAGAAGGAUCUUUGGGUCGUCAUCGCUUAGUUGAGGCAUUGAAACACAUGCUUGCCAUUCGAAUGAACCUGGGAGACCCUCAUUUUGUAAAUAUUUCUGAAUACGUGUCCGACAUGCUUUCCCCAACCUUUGCUAGGCAACUUCAGAAAAAGAUAUUAGAUAACACCACAUUUCCUCCUGAUUACUAUAUGAACAGGUGGAGUCAGCUUAGUGAUCGAGGAACAAGCCAUUUGUGCAUUGUAGAUGCAGAGCGGAAUGCUGUAUCAAUGACAACUACUGUAAACUAUGCUUUUGGAGCUGGGAUUCUCUCGCCGUCUACAGGUGUUUUGCUCAACAAUGAGAUGGGUGACUUCUCCACGCCAACAGAAUUAUCCCCUGAUAAACUUCCUCCCGCUCCUGCAAAUUUCAUCAAACCAAACAAACGACCCUUAUCAGCCAUGACCCCAAUCAUUGUUGUCAAGGAUGGCCAGUUAGCCGGAGUCCUUGGUGGUACUGGUGGUUUGGAGAUAAUUGCAGCAGUGACUCAGGUUUUCCUUAACCAUUUUGUCUUGGGGAUGGAACCUCUAGCUGCUGUUCUGAAUCCAAGGGUCUAUCACAAGCUAAUUCCCAACGUGGUCUUGUAUGAGAACUGGACAGUGAUCGAUGGCGAUCACAUUGAACUUCCCGAGGAAAGUAAACUUUUCUUGAUAGAGAGGGGUCAUCAACUAGAGGCAAGGGCAGGGGGGGCUACCUGCCAGCUUGUUGUUCAGAGUCUUGACAAACAGAAACCAGUCGACAUGGGCAGGAAAAAUGGAAAGGUAUCCCAAUCAUUCCAUGGAAUGCUUACUGCUGUGAGUGACCCUAGGAAAGAUGGGAGGCCUGCAGCUAUAUAAUCUUCGGUUCAUUUACAAAGCAACAGGGGUCUCGUUGGCAGCUUGCUCUACUGUAAUUUGAUCCAUUUCCUGCCUUACGAUUUAUAAAUACACUUGUGUGUUUGGGAGCAUGAAUAUUGAUUUUUAUAUUUAAAUUUAUGUGGAUUUAGACAAAAUAUGGUACAAAAUCAUAUUGACUUUCUUAAGUCCACAUAAAUCCAAAUAUCUAAGACCCAAAAUUCAUCCUCCCAAUCACUACAUUAAUGAAAAUAUAUUCAUCCCUUCCCC
This is a messenger RNA of Malania oleifera, 2343 nucleotides long. Its product is annotated as glutathione hydrolase 3. Gene Ontology annotation, biological process: glutathione catabolic process. The coding region runs from base 208 to 2076 and encodes 622 amino acids. The transcript is spliced from 8 exons. Gene Ontology annotation, molecular function: glutathione gamma-glutamate hydrolase. Gene Ontology annotation, cellular component: plasma membrane. Lineage: Eukaryota; Viridiplantae; Streptophyta; Magnoliopsida; Santalales; Ximeniaceae. The record is from RefSeq and is a predicted model, not a curated record.